AUGAAGAUACCCACCCUCUGCGCGGCGCUGUGCACGGCCAUCCUCACAGGCGUCGGGAUCGCCGACGCAGCCAUAGUCGCCAGACUGGGCUUCAUCCCGGGCCGACCUGGAGCCAACUGCGCCCAGAAGGACGUGACGUUGUACAUCGACGUGAACACCAGCAUGGUGAACCGAACGACCGAUAUCUUGGGCCCGAGCGGCCCGAGCGUCCAGUUCGGCACAGUGGCGCUCGAAUACCUGGUUCCUGGGUGCGAACUUCUCCUCUGCAGUCAAGCGUCGUCUUGCGAUUCCGAUUCGGCGGUGCAUGUGUAUAAGCCAGUAUGCUCCGUGACGUACAGCGAUCGGGUGUAUUGGGCCAGGUACGCUGUUCUUUGUGAUGGCACUGAGCCAAUGGAGUUGGAGGGGUAG
Messenger RNA from Cladophialophora carrionii CBS 160.54, 408 nucleotides. RefSeq lists its product as uncharacterized. The coding region runs from base 1 to 408 and encodes 135 amino acids. The transcript has a single exon. NCBI's taxonomy places the organism in Eukaryota, Fungi, Ascomycota, Eurotiomycetes, Chaetothyriales, Herpotrichiellaceae. The record is from RefSeq and is a predicted model, not a curated record.